Molecule: messenger RNA, 1578 nt
Organism: Cygnus atratus (black swan)
Lineage: Eukaryota; Metazoa; Chordata; Aves; Anseriformes; Anatidae
Product: myosin heavy chain, skeletal muscle-like
Exons: 10
Cellular component (GO): myosin complex
Source: RefSeq, a predicted model, not a curated record
GCUUCCCUGGAAAAGACAAAGCAGAGGCUGCAGAACGAGGUGGAAGACCUGAUGAUUGAUGUGGAGCGAACAAAUGCUGCCUGCGCAGCUCUGGACAAGAAGCAGAAGAACUUUGACAAGAUCCUGGCAGAGUGGAAGCAGAAGUAUGAGGAAACACAGGCUGAGCUGGAAGCUUCCCAGAAGGAGUCUCGCUCUCUCAGCACGGAACUCUUUAAGAUGAAGAAUGCCUAUGAGGAGUCCCUGGACCACCUGGAAACGCUGAAGCGUGAGAACAAGAACUUGCAGCAGGAGAUUUCUGACCUCACGGAGCAGAUUGCAGAGGGAGGAAAGGCGAUCCACGAGCUGGAGAAAGUCAAGAAGCAGAUUGAGCAGGAGAAAUCUGAAAUCCAAGCCUCCCUAGAGGAAGCUGAGGCCUCCCUAGAACAUGAAGAGGGGAAAAUCCUGCGCCUCCAACUGGAGCUCAACCAGGUCAAGUCUGAGAUUGACAGGAAGAUAGCAGAGAAAGAUGAGGAAAUCGACCAGCUGAAGAGAAAUCACCUCAGAAUUGUGGAGUCCAUGCAAAGCACCCUGGAUGCUGAGAUCAGGAGCAGGAAUGAAGCCCUGCGGCUGAAGAAGAAGAUGGAGGGAGACCUGAAUGAAAUGGAGAUCCAGCUGAGCCAUGCCAACCGUGUGGCUGCAGAGGCACAAAAGAACCUGAGAAACACACAGGCAGUGCUCAAGGAUACUCAAAUACACUUGGACGAUGCUCUCAGGACGCAGGAAGACCUGAAGGAACAGGUGGCCAUGGUGGAGCGCAGAGCAAACCUUUUACAGGCUGAAGUUGAGGAGCUGCGGGCAGCCCUGGAGCAGACGGAGCGGUCAAGGAAAGUGGCUGAGCAGGAGCUUCUGGAUGCAAGCGAGCGUGUGCAGCUCCUCCAUACCCAGAACACCAGCUUGAUCAACACCAAGAAGAAGCUGGAAACAGACAUCGUGCAAAUUCAGGGUGAAAUGGAGGAGACAAUCCAGGAAGCCCGCAAUGCUGAAGAGAAGGCCAAGAAGGCCAUCACAGAUGCGGCCAUGAUGGCGGAAGAGCUGAAGAAGGAACAGGACACCAGUGCCCACCUAGAGAGAAUGAAGAAGAACCUGGACAUGACGGUGAAAGACCUGCAGCACCGUCUGGAUGAGGCUGAGCAGCUGGCACUGAAGGGAGGCAAGAAGCAAAUCCAGAAGCUGGAGGCCAGGGUGCGGGAGCUGGAAGGGGAGGUAGAUGCUGAGCAGAAGCGCAGUGCUGAAGCCGUGAAGGGUGUGCGCAAGUACGAGAGGAGGGUGAAGGAGCUGACCUACCAGUCUGAGGAAGACCGGAAGAACAUCCUCAGGCUCCAGGAUCUGGUGGACAAGCUGCAGAUGAAGGUGAAAUCCUACAAGAGACAAGCUGAGGAGGCUGAGGAGCUGUCCAAUGUCAACCUCUCCAAAUUCCGCAAGAUCCAGCACGAGCUGGAAGAAGCCGAGGAGCGGGCCGACAUUGCAGAGUCGCAGGUCAACAAGCUCCGAGCGAAGAGCCGGGAGUUUCAUGGCAAGAAGAUAGAAGAGGAAGAGUGA